AUGGCUGUCCGAGCACUGAAACAGACGGGUAGCAGAAGUAUUGAAGCAGCUCUGGAGUAUAUCAGUAAGAUGAGCUACUUGGAUCCUAGAAAUGAACAGAUAGUGCGUGUAAUUAAGCAGACCUCACCAGGAAAGGGUAUUGUGCCAAAUAAUGUAACCCGCAGGCCAAGCUUCGAAGGAUCAAACGAAUCUUUUCCAUCCUACCAUCAGAUCAGUAACGCAGCCUAUGAAGGGACAGGCUUUGGAGCAGAAGGUGCAAAUAUGCUUACUGAAGUUCCAAGGCCAUACAUGGACUAUUUAAUCUCUACUUCACCAUCUACAGCUAUGAAUGCUCCUGUACAGCGACCCUCUGGGGUAGGCACUCACAGCACACCAACAAGUCAUCAGCAGAAAACAUACCCUGCAAAUAUUGAGUCUUCUGUGAUUAAUUACCCACUGCAGGCGUCCCAUGGCUCCAACAGCCAACAUUACAGUAGGCCGCACAUCAUGGUGCAGGGGGAACCCAUGGGUUAUGGUGUUCAGCGAAGUCCAUCCUUCCAAAACAAGAUGCAGCAGGAGGGAGGAUACACCAGUCUCCCAAAUAAAGGGGCAGUUGUUCAGAAUAAUUCUGGUCAUGCAUUUCAGCAGGCACCGGCAAGCCUGUAUAUGUCACAUUCUCAUCACAAACAGACGAGUCCUUCUUCUCAUCAAAUGCAUGUGAUAUCCAGAGGUCCAGCCUUUGCUAAUGAUUUUUCUGACAGUCCUCCACAAAAUCUAUUAACUCCGUCUAGAAAUAGCCUAAACAUGGACCUCUAUGACCUGAAUAAUCCUCAAGUUCAGCAGUGGCAGGCGGCAACACCCUCACGCCGAGAUUCCUUACAAAAUCCAGGAAUAGAAACAUCUCCACGGCAACAUGUAUCCUUCAGACCUGAUGCCACAGUGCCGAGCAGAACAAACUCCUUCAACAACCACCAGCAACAGCCACAAGUGACAGUGUCUAUAAGACAGGUUCCUCCAGGAAAACCUGAUCCUUCAAUUACGUCUCCAAAUACAAUCACAGCAGUCACAUCUGCUCAUAUUCUCCAGCCAGUGAAGAGCAUGCGAGUGAUGAGACCUGAGCCUCAGACUGCAGUGGGACCUUCCCAUCCUGGCUGGUUACCUGCACAGGCACCGGCUGUGGAUGGCUUGGAGAUGAUUGAGCAGCAUGUGCCACCUGUUGGAGCAACUAAUGCCUAUCAACUAGAUGUGGAUUACGGUAACCAGGAGCUGCGGUGUCCACCACCACCGUAUCCCAAGCAUUUGUUGCUUCCUGGUAGCUCUGAGCAGUUUGAUAUCAACUGCUUAUGCAUGGGUGUAGAGCAGACCCUCCGUGUAGUCCCCAGUUCGACAUGCAGUAAGGCUGAGGAGAACAGCGAGCGAAAUGACAAAAGCAGCAAGAACACUAAAGCUGAAAAACCAAGCAAGGAUAAAAAGCAGAUUCAGACGUCUCCGGUGCCUGUGCGAAAAAGUGGCAAAGAUGAAGAAAAGAGAGAAUCCCGAAUAAAGAGCUACUCACCUUUUGCCUUCAAGUUCUACAUGGAACAACAUGUAGAAAAUGUCAUAAAGACCUACCAGCAAAAAAUUAACAGAAGAUUGCAAUUGGAGCAAGAAAUGGCUAAAGCUGGCCUUUGUGAAGCAGAACAGGAGCAAAUGAGGAAAAUCCUCUACCAGAAGGAGUCCAACUACAACAGACUUAAGAGGGCUAAAAUGGACAAAUCUAUGUUUGUGAAAAUCAAGACUCUGGGUAUCGGUGCGUUUGGAGAAGUGUGCCUGGCCUGCAAAGUGGAUACUCAUGCCCUGUAUGCCAUGAAGACUCUGCGGAAGAAAGAUGUGCUGAACAGGAACCAGGUGGCUCACGUCAAAGCAGAGAGGGACAUACUUGCUGAGGCAGACAAUGAGUGGGUGGUUAAACUCUAUUAUUCCUUCCAAGAUAAAGAAAACUUGUACUUUGUGAUGGACUACAUCCCUGGUGGGGAUAUGAUGAGUCUACUGAUUCGAAUGGAGGUCUUUCCAGAGCGUCUGGCGAGAUUUUAUAUUGCAGAGCUCACUUUGGCUAUAGAGAGUGUGCACAAAAUGGGAUUUAUUCAUCGAGACAUCAAGCCUGACAACAUUCUGAUAGACCUUGAUGGGCAUAUCAAACUAACUGACUUCGGGCUGUGUACUGGAUUCAGGUGGACUCACAAUUCAAAAUACUAUCAGAAAGGGAGCCAUAUCAGACAAGACAGCAUGGAGCCCAGUGAUCUUUGGGAUGAUGUGUCCAACUGUAGAUGUGGAGAUAGGCUGAAGACAUUGGAACAAAGAGCUAAGAAGCAGCAUCAGAGAUGUCUAGCCCACUCCUUAGUUGGAACUCCUAAUUACAUUGCUCCUGAAGUCCUGCUUCGUAAAGGAUACACUCAGCUCUGUGACUGGUGGAGUGUUGGUGUGAUCCUCUUUGAGAUGUUAGUGGGCCAGCCUCCUUUUCUGGCUCCUACACCUACAGAAACCCAACUGAAGGUGAUAAAUUGGGAAAGCACACUGCACAUUCCCUCACAGAUCAAGCUAAGCCCUGAGGCAACUGAUCUCAUCACAAAGCUCUGCUGUGCUGCUGAGGACAGGCUUGGAAGAAAUGGAGCAGAUGAUAUUAAGGCUCAUUCUUUCUUUCACUCCAUGGACUUCUCUACCGAUAUCCGUAGGCAACCAGCUCCUUAUGUUCCAAAGAUCAGCCACCCAAUGGACACUUCCAAUUUUGAUCCAGUUGAAGAGGAAAGUCCUUGGAACAAUGCUAGUGGUGACAGCACCAGGACAUGGGAUCCACUGGCCUCUUCCAAUAGCAAACACACAGAACAUGCUUUUUACGAGUUCACUUUCCGAAGGUUCUUCGAUGACAAUGGGUAUCCCUUCAGGUAUCCCAAACCUUCUGGAAUGGAAGUUGGCCAGUCUGAGAAAUCUGAUGUAGAAGACAAAGGUGUGGUGGAUCAGACUGGAGCCUGUCAGCCUGUAUAUGUGUAAAUUAUUGUAUAGAGAAUUCCAGAUAAGACUAAUCUCCAAUCCAGUAGGGCCUUUAACUGAUCCUUUAGGAGCUGAUCCUGCAGUACUUGUUCAGGUGUAACUUCAGCUGAGGCUGGAGUCAUCCUGGGGAGUCAGAAGCUUGCAGGGCCGGGUCCUAAAAAUGGCACUCUUGAAAGUUCAGGUCAGUUUUACUGUAAAUAACUUUGGUGAUAAUUACACUUGAAAUCCUGGUCUUCACCAAAACCUGCAAGGCCAGAAGUCUGUCAUUUCUAGGCCUGUUUUUAUUUGAGGUCAGCAUCCCCCUACUCAGAUUAACAUUUACAGACUUCUGCAACUGUCAGCGUUAUUUUUUAAAUGAAUAAAGAGCACUUAUAUUUUGUUUAUAGCAGGGGUUUUUUUUCCUACUAAAUUAUAGGGAUUAACUUUGACAAAUCAUGCUGCUGUUCUUCUUUUCUACAUUUUUAUUUUAUCCAUAGCACUUAUUUCACAUUUAGGAAGAUGCAUAAAGCUGAAGAACAUGUGAUGAAAGGUCUCUGUGCAAUAAUGUAAGAAAGAAAAAAAAAGGAAAAAUGAAAAAAAAAAAGAAAACUGCUCUCUAAUUUUCUAAAUUUACUGAUGCCAUUGUAUUCACACCGUGAUUUUUGUUUAUUAUAUGUAUUUUCCACAUUUCAAAAUUGUGACAUAACCUUAAAGCUGCUUUAUUUCCUUCUGCUUAUUGGAGUGUAAUAGAAAGUGUGAGCAAGUGACAAUUUGGGUGUGAUUUCAUUGUCUAGUGUGUGAAGAAUGUUGCAUGAGCAGUGUUUUUCUAUUUGAAAUGGCCUUUUCUUGCCAUUCACAGGCAGGUCCUGUGGAUCCAUUUUUACUAAGGGUCUAAAAUUAGACUAUUUUAAAGCGUGUGUUGAUAAUGUAUUGUGUGGGUGGUUUCCUCUUAUGAUUGUAUCCAAUAUUAAUUUUGUAACACAGAUUGCAAAGGUGAUAACUGAAUAGCGUUUUUGUGGUCUGAUGUAACAGGUCAUUGUAGUAAACACGUAUCAUUGGCACACACGUUUCCCCACAA
Antrostomus carolinensis (chuck-will's-widow) is the source of this 4063-nucleotide messenger RNA. RefSeq names its product large tumor suppressor kinase 2 (gene LATS2). The transcript is spliced from 7 exons. Gene Ontology annotation, molecular function: protein binding; protein serine/threonine kinase activity; ATP binding. Bases 1 to 3006 code for a protein of 1001 amino acids. Gene Ontology annotation, cellular component: nucleus; spindle pole. The record is from RefSeq and is a predicted model, not a curated record. Gene Ontology annotation, biological process: G1/S transition of mitotic cell cycle; regulation of organ growth; hippo signaling. NCBI's taxonomy places the organism in Eukaryota, Metazoa, Chordata, Aves, Caprimulgiformes, Caprimulgidae.